Molecule: messenger RNA, 2205 nt
Organism: Chrysoperla carnea
Lineage: Eukaryota; Metazoa; Arthropoda; Insecta; Neuroptera; Chrysopidae
Product: hexamerin-1.1-like
Exons: 4
Coding region: 43-2127 (694 amino acids)
Source: RefSeq, a predicted model, not a curated record
GUUGUUUUGUAGAAGACACCGAAUUACAUUAUUGAGAAAAAAAUGAAACUGUUGUUAUUGUGUAUUGUGGCUGGCAUAAGUCUUGCUUUUGCCAGUCCAACAAUGGGCAGAAGCAAAGUUGCUGAUAAGGUGUUUUUGGAACGUCAAAAGAAUAUUUUUCGAUUGCUUAUGCACAUAACACAACGAAAUACAUGGCAAGAUCAAGUCCAAAUUGGGCAAAAUUGGAAAAUUGAACAAAAUUUGGAUUCUUAUAAUAAUCCACAAUUGAUAAAAGAUUUCCUUGAAGAAUACAAUUAUUGUUUCUUACCUCGGGGACGAGCUUUCACAAUUGCGAAUAGAGUACAAAUUAAACAAGCUAUCAAAUUAUUUAACGUCUUCUACUAUGCCAAAGACUUCGACACCUUCUACAAGACUGCGUGUUGGGCUCGUGACAAUAUUAACGAAGGAAUGUUCAUUUAUGCAUUAACCGUAGCCGUAUUACAUCGUCCAGAUUGUCAAGGCAUUAUUUUACCUGCACCAUAUGAAAUUUACCCAUGGUUCUUCGUUAAUUCGGAUGUGGUCCAAAAAGUGUAUAAAUAUCGUAUGCAAAAUUGGAACAACUUGAAGAAUAUUAACAAUGAAAUAAUUAUCAACGCAAAUUACAGCGGAUGGUAUUUGAAUAUUGGAUCCGAUUCUAGAUUAACUUACUUCACCGAGGACGUUGGAUUAAAUUCAUUCUAUUAUUACUUCGCUAUGGAUUAUCCACCAUGGUUGGGAGGAGAAAAAUUCCCCUUAAAUAAUGAUAGACGUGGAGAAUUGUACUAUUUUGUUCAUCAACAGUUAUUAGCUCGAUACUAUAUGGAACGAUUAUCAAACGGCUUAGGCUCGGUUCCAUUAUUAAACUUUAAUUCACCAUCGAGUAUUCCUAGCUAUACACCAAGUUUACAAUAUCCAAAUGGAUUAUAUUUCCCAUUCCGACCAUCGAAAACCGAUUUAAUAUUUGACGAUUUUACUAGAAAUUUGUUGGAUCAAGUUUACACCACAGAAAUGCGCAUUCGUAACGCAAUUGAUUCUGGAUUUGUUAUAACGGAGGAUGGCGGUAAAAUUCCAUUAAUAACCGAAAAUGGUAUGAACAUUCUAGGAAACUUAAUCCAAGGCAAUCCAGAUUCACCCCAUCGUGUCUUGUAUGGAUUCCUUCCACAUUAUUUACGCUUAUUGUUAGGAUUUACUGGCAAAGCUUUACAUCCAUACAAAAUUCAACCAAGCGUAUUAGAGCAUGGAGAAACAAGUCUACGUGACCCAGCUUUCUACAGUAUCUAUAAGAAAAUUAUCUGGCUUUUCCAAUUAUACAUACAAAAAUUACCAUCGUACACACAUAACGAUUUAGUUUACCCCGGUGUUAAAAUCGAAAAUAUUGAUAUCGAUAAACUAGUCACAUAUUUCGAUACUUAUGAUUUCGAUCUAAAUAAUUUGUUAUACACCGAUUAUACCAAAGAAUUACAACUCGAUAACGAGAUUCGAAUUAAAGCGCGUCAACAACGUUUAAACCAUAAACCAUUUACAUAUCGAAUCAAUUUAGUUAGCGAAAAAGCCGGUAAAUCAAUUGUACGUGUUUAUUUAGGUCCAAAAUACGAUGAAAAUGGACAAUUAAUUCCGUUACAACAAAAUCGAUUAAAUUUCUAUUUACUCGAUUUGUUCAAAUAUGAAUUGAAAGCUGGUAAAAAUACUCUUGAACGCAAUUCCCGUCAAUUACGUUACUCUGUAAAGGAUCGUACAAACUUUUUAACACUUUACAAAAAGGUUAUGUUAGGUUUGGAGGGUUCAGAAGAAUUUAUUUUAGAUAACUCUGAAGCUCAUUGUGGUAUUCCAAAUCGUUUGUUACUACCAAAAGGUAAUCGCGAUGGUAUGGUGUUCCAAUUGUAUGUAAUUGUCAGCCCUCUUAAAGAGGAAGUUAAGCGUAAUUAUGAUGAUGUAAUCUCGUGUGGAGUUGGAAGCGGUACUCGCUAUGCGGAUAAUUUACCAUUGGGAUAUCCAUUUGAUCGUUGGAUUGGAGGAUAUACAUUUAACAAUGUACCAAAUAUUUAUCACCAAGAUGUGAUUAUUUACCAUCGACGUGAAGAAGAAAUUAAUGCUUCAAUACAAAAUUAGGCUGUAUGUGGAUUAAAAAUGGCUAUCAAAUUAUAACGAUUCAAUACAAAAGACUAUGCGUGGAUUAAAAAUGUCUUC